AUGCUGAACUACGGUUUGUAUGGCCGUUGUGCUCCGAACUUUUCUCAGACGCCGUCCAAGGGUGAGCUGCCAAAGGCUGACCCGACGGCUACAUUCGACUACGGCUACUGCAUCACCCGAUAUUCAUGGCUGCCAAUCUUGGGCAUGAUCGUUUACCUGAGCAGCUUCUCCGUAAAAACUCAACCGCAACAACAUUACCUCAUUUACAUACAGAAUUCAGGUCUUGGACCCAUACCGUGGACAAUCAAUGCUGAAAUAUAUCCUAACUGGGCUCGCAGCAUAGGAAAUUCUGCCUCUACGUUCACCAACUGGACUUUCAACAUACUUAUAUCUUUCACGUUCUUGACGCUCAGUCGGGCCAUUACUCGACAAGGGGCGUUUUUCCUCUAUGGCUGCAUAUGCGUUGUGGGUUUGAUAUUCUUCUAUUUGCUUGUGCCAGAAACAAAGGGCAUGCGCAUCGAAGAUAUCGAAGAAUGUCUGCAGACGUCAUGGAUAUACAAAAGCAAAAAGUCUGGCAAACGUUCGAUGAACCUGAACAUCGUCUAUCCGGAGAAAAGUUCCCAUGCUGCAAAUCCUCCGGGGACACCUGAGCUCACAAUAAUGACUUCUUUUUAA
Molecule: messenger RNA, 615 nt
Organism: Soboliphyme baturini
Lineage: Eukaryota; Metazoa; Nematoda; Enoplea; Dioctophymatida; Soboliphymatidae
Source: the annotation of a GenBank genome assembly